Schizosaccharomyces osmophilus is the source of this 1494-nucleotide messenger RNA. It is a transcript of the gene erg11, whose product is annotated as lanosterol 14-demethylase (cytochrome P450) Erg11. Bases 1 to 1494 code for a protein of 497 amino acids. The transcript has a single exon. The record is from RefSeq and is a predicted model, not a curated record. Gene Ontology annotation, biological process: ergosterol biosynthetic process. Gene Ontology annotation, molecular function: oxidoreductase activity, acting on paired donors, with incorporation or reduction of molecular oxygen; monooxygenase activity; heme binding. Lineage: Eukaryota; Fungi; Ascomycota; Schizosaccharomycetes; Schizosaccharomycetales; Schizosaccharomycetaceae.
AUGGCUGUUUCUUUGCUACCUCUCGUAUUGUCUGGUGUUUUGGCCUGGUAUGUUGGUUAUAUACUGAAUCAAAUUACCAACCGUAAUCCCAAGCGCCCACCCAUUGUUUUCCAUUGGAUACCCUUCUUCGGUUCUGCUAUCUCGUAUGGUAUUGAUCCUUAUGUCUUUUUCCACGAAUGUCGCCAAAAGUAUGGUGAUGUCUUUAGUUUUGUUUGUAUGGGAAGAAAAAUGACUGCUUACCUCGGUGUUAAGGGCAACGAUUUCCUUUUCAACGGUAAGCUCGCCGACUUGAGCGCCGAAGAGGCUUAUUCUCAUUUAACUACCCCGGUUUUUGGUAAAGACGUCGUUUACGAUGUACCCAACCAUGUUCUCAUGGAACACAAAAAGUUUAUCAAAUCCGGUCUUGGCUUUCCUCAAUUCCGUUCCUAUGUUCCUCUUAUUCUUAACGAAAUGAAUGCUUUCCUUAAUACUUCUCCUGAAUUUGGUCCUGGUAAGGAAGGUGUAGCCGACUUGCUCAAAACUAUGCCUGUUAUGACCAUUUUCACUGCUUCUCGUACUUUGCAAGGUGCCGAAGUCCGUGAAGGAUUUGACGCUGGUUUUGCCGAUUUGUAUCAUGACCUCGAUCAAGGUUUCAGCCCUAUCAACUUUGUCUUCCCCUGGCUUCCUCUCCCUAGAAACAGACGUCGUGAUAGAGCUCACAACAUCAUGCAACAAACUUAUCUCAACAUUAUCAAGCAGCGUCGCUCAAGCCCUGAAAACCCUGGAAGCGACAUGAUCUGGACAUUAAUGAACUCCAAGUACAGAGAUGGUCGUCUUCUUAAGGAACACGAAAUUGCCGGUAUAAUGAUUGCUCUACUUAUGGCUGGUCAGCAUACCUCUGCUGCUACAAUCAUGUGGGUCCUUACUUUACUUGGUAGCAAGCCAGAGGUUAUUGAAAUGCUUUAUGAGGAACAAAAACGUGUUUUGGGUGAAGGUGAAAACUUCCAUGUUGACUUUGACAAGUAUAAAGACUUGCCUUUGUUGAACUAUGUUAUCCGUGAAACUCUCCGUCUUCAUCCUCCUAUACACAGUAUCAUGCGUAAAGUGAAGCGCGAUUUGCCUGUUCCUGAUUCUAAGAUGGUCAUUCCUGCUGGUUCCCAUUUGCUUGCCGCUCCGGGUUAUUCGGCCACUCAUGAAGAUUUCUUCUCUCGUGCUAAGGAAUUUUGCCCCGAACGUUGGGGUGAACGUCCUGAUGACGAAGAGAAUGCUGAACAGAUUGAUUACGGAUAUGGUCUUGUUAGCAAAGGUGGCUCUUCUCCAUAUCUUCCGUUUGGCGCUGGUCGUCAUCGUUGCAUCGGUGAGCAAUUUGCUUUUAUGCAUUUAACUACUAUUAUUUGCAAAUUUGUUCACGACUACUCAUGGACAACUGUUGGAAAGGUUCCCGAUGUGGACUACUCUUCCAUGGUUGCCCUCCCCUUGGCUCCUGUUAAGAUUGCCUGGAAGCGCCGUGAUUAA